CCGUCUUCUUGUGGCGCCUGCGGGGUGUCCUACUGUUAUUAAAAUAUUUGCUGUCUACAGGGUAAACAUUCUUUGCUCCUCAAUCAUCAUAAUUUCAACGCCAAUCACCUAAACUCUCAAUCAUUUCAUGCAUCUCUGGGCCUCUUCUAAAAAUAUUGAAUCAACGCCAUUACGAGCAAUCUUCAGUCAUGUCGUCUCGACAUUUACAGUAUGCGGGAGCCAUCAGCAUCAUCCCCUGUGGAGGGCUCCUACUAGUAGCACUGGCGGCGUGUGGAUUUCUUCCUCCAAUUUCACCCUCUUGGGAUGCCACGCAAACGGCCCAACAUUACCGUGAUCAUCAAAAAGGUAUUCGAGCCGGAGCAGCACUUAUGAUAAUCUCAAGUCUAUUUUACGUUCCUUAUACACUAGUCGUUUCGGCCCAGAUGCAACGUAUCCCCAAUUUGCACCCCGUCAUUAUAUCCAUCCAGUCAGCAGCAGGGAGUACUUCAAUGUAUACCUUGAUGAUAUCCGGUUUGCUUCUGGCUAUCAACGCCUACCGCCUUGAUCGCUCGGUAGAAAUAACACAGAUGAUGAAUGAUAUGUUUUGGUUCGUUUGGGUUUCGACAUGGCCAACUUUCAUAGUACAGUUCAUUGCUUUUGCAUCUGCUGUCAUCGUCGACCGCCGCCCCCAGCCUCUUUUCCCUAAACCACUUGCAAUAUUCAACAUUUUCGUCUCCAUUAUCGCCAUCCCGGGAAAUGUUUCCGCACACUGCGUCAAGACCGGACCGUUGGCCUGGAACGGUGCUAUGGGUUUCUGGACCCCGGGUAUGUCCUGGGUGGUCCUAGCUGCGGCCGAAUUCGUUUGCUUGAUUCGAGCCAUAUCCACAGAGACAACAUCUGGCGAGGUGAUUGCUUGUACGAGCCCUGAUGGUUCAGGAAAUGGUCCAAGCAGUGGAUUUGGUCAAGGCGGGGGUUCAAUCGGCGACGCAUCAGCUUAGAACUCGACACAGCUAUUCACCCGAUACACUAGCCAGGAGUCAGUAGG
This is a messenger RNA of Daldinia vernicosa, 1024 nucleotides long. RefSeq lists its product as uncharacterized. NCBI's taxonomy places the organism in Eukaryota, Fungi, Ascomycota, Sordariomycetes, Xylariales, Hypoxylaceae. The coding region runs from base 189 to 977 and encodes 262 amino acids. The record is from RefSeq and is a predicted model, not a curated record. The transcript has a single exon.